AAGCCUGCUGAUUGGAAGUAUCAAGCAGCCGUAUGUUCCUCCUGGUCCACAAUGAGUUGUUGUGUGAAGGUGGACUUACUUGUUCCGCUACCAGACAACAAAGCCUGUACAAAGAGCAUGGAUGAGUGUCUUAAAGAGGGACUGAAAGUGUGGACGUACCAGAUUGAGAAUGCAGUCUGUUUGAUUGAUGGUAUCCAGCUGCCCGAUGAUGCAGAACUCACAGCAGGACAGAAGAGGAAUGUGAGACAGGUGCUCACCGCUCAGCUGCUCGUCACACCGGCACAACAGGACACUUUAAGAGACGUGGUCCAGCGGUGUGGAGGCGCCUUGUCUGUCAGAGGAGCCAUCCACAGUCGAGCUUACGUACACAACAACAAACCAAAGGCCAAACUGGCUGAGAAGAUUCUGAAGAAAGAUGUGGUCUCUACGAUGGUCACGAGAGUUCAGAUGCUGCUUGAUGAGCUUUUGGCUCCAGAAGAUGAGAGCAAGGGAGUCGGCACAGACAAACCGGGGACGGGUACUUCUCCGCACCUCUGGCCUCAUUUACUUUGUUUAAUCAUCAAUCCACUCCAUCGCGUCCGCUCGCUUUCCUCUACCAAACAUAUGGUUUGGUCAUGCGUUACAUACUGACUUUUGAAAGAGGUAUAAGUGCCCCCUUGAUGAAUUAAAAAAA
Messenger RNA from Hippocampus comes (tiger tail seahorse), 673 nucleotides. Its product is annotated as protein odr-4 homolog. NCBI's taxonomy places the organism in Eukaryota, Metazoa, Chordata, Actinopteri, Syngnathiformes, Syngnathidae. Gene Ontology annotation, biological process: intracellular protein localization. Bases 52 to 630 code for a protein of 192 amino acids. The record is from RefSeq and is a predicted model, not a curated record. The transcript is spliced from 5 exons. Gene Ontology annotation, cellular component: endomembrane system.